This is a messenger RNA of Durusdinium trenchii, 447 nucleotides long. NCBI's taxonomy places the organism in Eukaryota, Dinophyceae, Suessiales, Symbiodiniaceae. The record is from the annotation of a GenBank genome assembly.
AUGGGGCACUAUGGUGGAGGCACACCGAAACGGCAUUACUGUUGGUCUUCCAGCAGACAUGUCAAAUCCCUUGACAAGGGCAAGUUUCAAUGGAAGAAGUUUAAGGAGGAGCACCCAAAUCGCGUGGAAACGGUGAGACGAUACAGGGACAAGAACAACAAGGUUCGUUACCAAGGUGUAAAGAAUACGCUGCGCGCCACCGAGAUCUACCCUAUCAAGUUCGCACGUGCGGUGGUUGACCUACACGCUCGGUUGAUUUCUGAGCCUGUUGGCCCUGCUCCUCCACCAGUGGUCCCACCAGCGCUGCAGUCCUUUCUCACCUUUCCGGAGGACUCUCCUGAGCAAUGGCCACACGCACGGCUGGGAGAUGUAUUCAAGUAUUUACGCAAGCUGAAAGGCUUGCGCGUGCCACGGGAAUGGGAACCGCAUAUUCCCGAUGCUAUCUGA